Messenger RNA from Pseudophryne corroboree (corroboree frog), 3804 nucleotides. It is a transcript of the gene FBXO33, whose product is annotated as F-box protein 33. Gene Ontology annotation, biological process: positive regulation of protein ubiquitination. The transcript has 4 exons. The record is from RefSeq and is a predicted model, not a curated record. Gene Ontology annotation, molecular function: protein binding. NCBI's taxonomy places the organism in Eukaryota, Metazoa, Chordata, Amphibia, Anura, Myobatrachidae. The coding region runs from base 299 to 1798 and encodes 499 amino acids.
GUGGUAGCAGCCAGCAGCGCAGUAUUAGUGAACGCGGCUAGGUCGGACCGUACCACUACCAUCUCACUGCGGAACGGGGGGUGCUGUGAGUGACUGAUGAGACGCCAGGCAGUGCGGCCCUGCGUUCUCGUUGUCCCGAGGCGCCGGUGAUGCCCCCCGCGCUCGGUGCGAGUGGUAGGUGCCGCGGCGCAGUGCUCCCAGGCCCCUCCCCCCGUCCCUCUCAGUUUGUGUGUUCCCCGGGGCCCGACUCUCGGCCGCUGGUGGCGCCAUUCGCCGCCGCUGCUUCCCGGUCUACCACAUGGCCCUGUGCGGGGACGUCGGCGCCUCGUCCCUCCCGAGCGAGCUGAUCGUGCACAUAUUCUCCUUUCUUCCGGCCCCGGACCGGCUGCGGGCCUCGGCCGCCUGCUCGCACUGGCGGGAGUGCCUCUUCUACCCGGCGCUGUGGCCGGAGCUGCGGCUGAGCCUGCGGGUGUCCCUGGCCGAGCGGCCGCGCCUGGAAUUCCUCAUGCGGAAAUGCGGCUGCUUCGUACGGGAGCUGCGGGUGGAGUUUGCGGCUGAGAAUUACAUGUCCAGCUCGACAGAGCUCGGCGCGGCCUCCCCGUCCUGCUCAGCGCCGGGCCCGCAGGCAGGCAGCGACGGGGACGCGCAAUCCUCGGCACGGUGGUUGGAGGUGCUGAAGACCUACCUGGAGCUGGUGCUGUGUGUCCUGAGCAGCAUCCGGAACAACCGGAAUCUUCAGAAGCUAAGCCUUUUUGGCGACAUCAGUAUUUUGCAACAGAAUGGCACCAUAACAAGCGCUUACCUAAAUAAAGUGGAUCCAGGUGGCAAAAAGAUCCACCAGAUCCAGCAGCUCUUUGAGGAGAUCCUGGGAAACAGCAGGCAGAUGAAAUGGCUCUCCUGUGGAUUUAUGCUUGAGAUCGUAACUCCAACAUCUUUGGCAUCUUUGUCUAAUCCAGUUGCCAACACCAUAGAACAUCUGAGCUUACUGGAUAAUCACACUCCUGCCAAUACCACCUUGAUAACCGCCAUUGAAUUAGAGCGGUUUGUCAAUCUGCGCUCGCUGGCUCUGGACUUCUGUGACUUCACUGCAGAAAUGACGAGAGUAUUGGCUAACAACAAUCACGUGCCUUUGCAUAGACUGUCUCUCCUGGUCCAUAACACUUCCCUUAAGAGCAAAACCCUGGACAAGAUGCCAGAUGACAAGGACUGGAAGGCCCUAACCCGGAACAGUGCCAACCUUCGGGUCUACAUGAUGGCAUUUGAUGUCAAGAGUGAUGACAUGUUACGAAUUCUCAAACCAAGCAUACCACUUGAGCGGAUUCACUUUGACAGCUAUAUCACGUGUGUGUCUGGGGCGGUUGUUGACCUCAUAUCCAGGCAAUACGACACAUUCCUGACACAUUUCAUCCUAAUGAAUGAUGUGAAUGACAUGUCUAGAUUUCCAGAUCUCAGUGACAAUAGGAAUGAAGACCCAUUGGUUCUCCUGGCCUGGAGGUGCAUGAGGCUUUCCCUGCUAGCUAUUCAUGGUUACACCGUCUGGGCCCACAAUCUCAUAGCAAUUGCUCGUCUUCGCGGGCCGGACCUGAAAGUGCUGGAGGUCACAGAAGAGAGCAUAGACUUUGACCAAAGCGAGCUGGCUGAUCAAGAUGUGGACCCGGUCCACAACCUCAUAGAGCAGGUUUCCAACGGCUUGCUCCGGCCUUGGCGUGCUGUGAUGGACAUCGAGCUUCUCAGUGUAUUCACAGAGCCGGCUUGCCAUUUUUACAGAGAGAUGCAAAACUUCAGCGAAGGCAUUUAGCUUUUUAAUCCUGUAGAGGUUUCCUGUGGUUACAUAUGCAAAUAGGGUCCUAUAAUGUUUUCUCAGUAGUGAGUUAACCCUUUUGUGCUGUGUUUAAUCAGUAUUAGCUAUAUAAAAUUGUAUGUGUGUAUCUACUUCUUGAUCAGAAAAAGGAAAGUCGGGUAUUGGUUUAGAAAGCUGAAGGUGACGUCAUUUAGGACUUUCACGGUUAAAAGUGCCUCUCCAUGGCAUUCAAGCACGGCGAUUCAUGGUCAACCAAUAGAGAAUGUCCCUUCUCUAAUCAGAAGAAGCUUUGACUACCUGCACCGGAAACAAAAAUGAUGAACAAAGAGUACUUACUGGCUUUAGGAACCUACUGUGUGUCUUGUAUAAGUUGUAAUGCCUUGCAGACCGACUUCUUUUCUUUUUCUAUAUUUUUUUUUUCCUUUUCUUUUUAACCCUCUAGAGAUAAAGUUGGCCUUUGCGUCAUUUAGAUGAACUGCGUUAAUGGUUAAUAUGAACUGGUGACUUAGCAAAGAUGUUUACGGGAACGUACAAAGUUUUCCUCAGGUUGCUAGAUAGCUUUGGUAUUUUGUGCAUUUAGGUUUCUUUUUAAUUUUUUUUUAUUUUAAUGAAGUAUUUGCAUUCUGUGUCAGCUUCCCCCUGCGGUAUGCAUCGAGAGUGACGUGCGUCGGAUCAAUUUCAUUUAUUUUUCCAAUCUUUGUGUGGCAGUGGGUAUGUAAUGCACAGUCUUGCAUUCUAGAAUCUAUAGACUCUCUCUGCUUACUUAGUAAAGAAAAUGUAAACCUAUCUAUGAAGCAAAUGUAUAACUGAAAAAAAUAAUUGAGUAGUUAAAUUCUUUGUAAUAGUCACUUUUUAUUUUCUAGUGAGAAAAACGUUAAGUUCUACUUUUUGUGGCAGUUCAAAACAUUUCACUUAUUUGUGUUUUUUUUUUUUUUUUUCUCGUAAUAUCGAAAGCGUUUAAGGGAGCUAAUCAUGUAGAACGUGUAUCUAUACACGUUUUAGCGAGCUUUUAUUCGUAAGAUCCCUGACCACGAGUCACUGGAUUUUCUCUGUCAGCGCCUGUUUCAGCUGCCAAAGAAUAGAUAAAAACCUAAAGAAGUGCCCACAUGCUGGCGGAAGGUACGGCCGCUACCAGGCCGGCCAAGAAACUGCUAGAUUGUAAUAUAAACGGUCGGGUUUCGACCUGCGGUACGCAGCUGUGCUGUGGUUCAGUGUACAACUCCUCAGACUUCUCGACAAAUAACACACACCUGUUUCACUGUGACUAGCGAAUGUAAAGUGGUAAGAAAAGAUAUCGCUGGUAUAAGCUGCUAUAAUGCAUGAAAAACAUUCCAUGAAGUUUGUUUUAAUAUCUCGUUAUAUCCGAGAGGCUUUAAAAGCCGAUUUAACUGUUUCAGGGCAACCGCGGUACGGACGUGGUCUCUGUGAGACUUCCAUCUGACCCCAGUUUUAAGUGGUACGAAUGUUGUGCAUUUAAUGAUUUAAAAAAAAAAAUAUGGACAGUCUGCAAUAAAAUAUAUUAAAACAAAAACAAAGUGUACAGUUGGCCAAUGAGGGUGCCCAGCAGUGCUGAGACCUUGCUGCUUUCUUGUGUAAGCUUUGGAAAUCCAUUUAUGUAACAGAUGUCCGGAUACGAUUCUAUUUAUGGAAAAAAAAAUAGUUUAUAUGUGUUUUACAAAUGGUUUUACCAUCUUAUAUUUAAAACAAAAAAAAAAUACUUUGACAGGUGUGCACUGUCUUGUUUCCAGUGAGCACAUACCAUACAGAAGAUUUUAUAUGUACAUCAGUAUAGAGGGUCCACUGGCACAGUGUGUGGGGGAAAAUAUGCCAGGUGUGGGGAUAUUUUAUCUUAUAAAUGUGAUCAGAGUAAAACAGGGGGAUAAAUUUGGGAACUCCUGACAGAAAAUGAAGAAACCAGCAGAGUGUUAGAAAUGACUGAUGAUGUUGUUUGGUUUAUGUUAAAUGUAUAUUCUUUUAAUCAAUUAAUAAAGCAUAUAAAACAG